CAAGAUACCAAGGAACUCCACCCUUUCACUGUAAAGAGCUGUUCCAAGCUGUUCUCAGAGCACAGAACUCAGGAUGGGGCACAAGUUUAAGAAAGAGAUCUCUGACUUCUUCUUUGAAUAUGACACCCCAAGGAUGGUUCUGGUCCGGGACAAGAAAAUUGGGUUGACCUUCAGACUCAUCCAAUUUGGGGUCUUAUGCUACAUUGUAGGAUGGGUGUUCUUAUAUGAGAAAGGCUACCAGACUGUAGAUGGCAUCAUCAGCUCUGUGUCUGUAAAAAUGAAAGGCAUAGCAAUUACCAAUAUUUCUAAUAGCUCCGAAAUCUGGGAUCCUGCCGACUAUGUUUUUCCCCCGCAGGGAGACAACUCUUUUGUUGUGAUGACGAACUUCAUAAUUACUCCAAAGCAACAAAUGGGCUACUGUAAUGAGCUUCCCAAUGAAGCACCUUGCAAAACUGAUGAUGACUGCAAAGCAAUGUCUACUCGACUAACCCAAGAAGGAGAGAACAGUGAUCUGCCAUUAAGUACAUCAGGUAUCCUAACUGGAAAUUGCAAGCCUAUCAACAAUGAAACUAAGUCUUGUGAAGUCUAUGCUUGGUGUCCUGUGGAAAAUGACUAUAAUAUACCUAACCCUCCAUUAUUAUUGCAGGCAGAAAACUUCACUUUAUUUAUUAAAAACAGUAUUAGUUUUCCAAGGCAUAAAAUUAAUAGACAGAAUCUAGUGGAAUCGGUAACCAGCAAAUACCUCAAAACCUGUCAGUAUCAUAAAGAUAAGGACCCUUUGUGUCCUGUAUUUCGAAUGGGAUAUAUUGUGGAGCAAACAGGACAGAAAUUUAUUGACAUAGCACGAAAGGGAGGAACAAUUGGUAUUGUAAUAGACUGGCACUGUGAUCUUGAUUGGCCAGUGAAAUACUGCAAGCCCAAAUAUUUUUUUCAUGCCCUACAGGAUGAGAACUCAGUUUCACAAGGCUUCAAUUUCAGGCAUGCAAGACACUUUAGAGAGGAUGGAAUAAAUAAAAGGAUGUUAUUCAAGGUUUUUGGCAUUCGUUUUGACAUCCUUGUAAAUGGAGAGGGAGGAAAAUUUGAUAUAAUUCCAACAAUGACGACAAUAGGAUCAGGAAUUGGUAUAUUUGGUGUGGCAACAGUUGUAUGUGACUUAAUGUUACUACAUGUACUUCCAAAAAGAAAUUACUACAAGGAGAAAAAAUUCAAGUAUGCUAAAAGUGAAAAGAAAACAUUAAGUAAAGAAGAUAGCUCGACCUAUGCUAAUAAUAUUCAGCAAGAGACACAGCCCUCUGCGGUUCCAGCAGAAACAGCAAUUCCUAGUUAAAAGAGAGAAGAAUGAUAUCUCUCAAAAGCCCAAAAAUGCAACAAUCGAAGUCACUAUCCAACUACUUCCAAUCGAAGUCACUAUCCAAAUAAUUAUGAAUUUAUUUGGACCUACAACCAGCGCUUGCUGCAUCCUCCGGAUGGUUUUGAUGAACACAACAUAGGAUGUCCUAGAGCAUUUAUUCAUUAUAAAAAUUAUUAGAAUACAAGACAGUAUAUAGUACUGUGUGAUUACAUAUAAUAUUUACAACCAAACACUUAAAUUCAAGAAGAAGAUUCAUAACUGUAAAUCCAAUGCAGUCACUUUUACUUUUUCCUACACCAAGCAAAGCUUUAACCCUGUUGAUAUUCAAGUCUCUAACAAUUUAACGUUUUUUUGGGCGCGGACUUUUAUAUUGAGGGUCUAUCUUUAGGCUAGAUCAUCAAUAUCAGAUCGGUGAGGUUUGACUUCCAGAACAAUUCUGCUAAUUGAAGGGGUUGUGGCACUUGUCCAUUCGCUGUACCUGGUAUUGCAUCUUGUACCAGUAUCAGGUCCAGCCACUGUGGAAUGAAGUAAGAUGUGCCUGGUAGGAAAAUAAGAGCUUAGGCCAUCAUCAGUGGGGGUGCUGGGAGUCAGCACCCCUGUUUUCACAAAUUGCUGUCCUAUCUUAAGGAUAGAGCACUAGUAUAAAAGUCCCAGAAACUGCUUUAAGCAGAAUGAAUGAUCUUAUAACUGAUCAUCUUAGAACUGUUAAGCUUUUUAAAUAAUUCACACAUUUUAAUUGAUAGCAUACACAUCACAGUUAAUGCACAGCCAAAGUUCACAUAUAUUACAGCAGGAUUUAUCACUUUCUGGUUAUAAUAGUCCAGAGAUUACAGCCUGUGGAUUUAUGGAUUACUAGAGACAGUGUGGAUAAGUGGAAAUGCUGAUAUAAGGGAAUAUUUAUUAAAUAACCAAGUAACAGGAUAUACUGUUAUGGAUGUAAGUACUAUAGAAAGAUGAUGCUGUAAACCCUUUAUGAUCCAGCUCACUUUAAGUAUUACCUCUGACUACUAUAAAAUAGUAAAAGUUAAUUAACAUCUUGCAGCAGGAAAAGGGACUCAUAUAGGGCUGCAUCUACAGAGGUGAACAUCUCCAGUGCUGCUCCUCUCAGCCUUUAAGGCUUUUUAGUACAUUAAUAUUAAAUAGCUAUGACGGAUGCGACUUGUGGCAUCCAUCAUACAUAGACUCCCAUGUUAAAGAAAAAUGGAGUGGCUAUAAAUCAUACUAACAACUUCUGAUAUACACCACUCUUCUAUCUCUUCUUUACAACUGACUCCAAUGACCCCAUGACCUGCAAAUGGUGGCUGGACACAGAUGUGGAAUGCAAGGCAGUCAGGACUGGGAAUGCAGAAAUUAUUUGGUAACUGUAUGUCUAUUAAAUAGAGGUAGUCAGUACACUUUGCUGUACUGUUAUACGCUGGAGAUUUUCUGUACACAAACCCUUCUUAUGAGUUUACAUGGGGCUGGGGGGAUCCAUUUGUUUUCUGGUGGCAGAAAAGCUUCAAACAAUUUUGCAUGCAGUUUAUGUUUUUUUGUUACUAGUUCCUGCUCUGUGGAAUAGUGCAGAACUUAAUCAAAUCAAACCCUGAUGGAAAAUGCAUUUUUUGGCCUUUGUGGGGUUAUUAGGGGCUUUAGCUUUGCCAUGUUAAGAGAUUUCCCGUCACAAGGCUGGCCCUGAUUCAGACAACUUUUUUCUAUUGUGUUUGGGGGCCUUUAUUUUGUGACAACUUCUUUCAGAAUGUUUUAUUAGAACCCACUCAGCAAUUUCAACUGAACAUCACCGAUAAAUCACUGUUGAGUGAAGAGCCUUUAGUAUAUCCCUUGCAAUAUAAACCACAUUUUGUUUUGGCCCUCUGAUCAGCAGUUCUGUCCAAAUUAGCAUUACUACUCUCAUUUAAUGGAGACUAUCUUAAUGAAAGUUUUCCUUUAAAAAGACAUCAACCCUAAACUCUAGGUUGUUGACAUUUGUUCCCAUGAUGGAUUAAAUCUAUUGACCCUCGUAAACAACCUUUAUAGACUGGCGACGUGCUAAUGCAGUGUUCUAUGGGAUGGCUAGCAGAUAGGUGCCUAGACCUGUAAUCACAACUUUCCAACAAAUUGACAUCACCUAUCAACAACAUAGAAGAUAAAUGUCUGAUCAUAGAGGACCCCAAUGCUGGGACUCUUACUAAAAAAGAUUAAUGUUUAUUGAACGUAUAUUCAGUACUGCCAAUUUCUAGAAAUAUUUGCAUAUAUACAUGUUGGAUAAUAUCAACCUAUGAACUAUUUGUUAAUAAGUCUGUGUUCCCAUAUGCAGGUGAACCUUUGCAUCCAAAACCAUGCCCCUUGUUUUUAACAAUGGCUGAGCAAUUUUAGAUUGAAAAUAACUUUAUUAGCAAUUAAUUGUCAAUCACAUAUACAAUAAAUAAUAAAUUUGCCAUACAUAUCAUGACAGCACAAUAUACAGCACAAAGGUGUCAAACAACAAGGCAUAGGGGAUCGCAGUAAAGGAAGGAGGUUGGGGAAACAGGGGAUAGGGAGUAGAGAUUACAGGCCCAAUGCUUUAUUGCAAGACAAAGACAAACAAUGGGAGAACAGGGAAGGGGAGGGGUUUUAACCCUCUUCUUUAUCGACGUCCAAACUGUCCAUGAUGGAAUAGUCUUUUAGCAGGCUGUGGCAGUCCUGGACGGACAUGUUCUUCCUCAAAAUGAGGCGAUUCCCGGUUGCCAUAUAGCGUCCUUAAAACAGUUCAUAAGGCACCAGGCCACCUGGAUUGCCUUAACCCCAUGAACCAUAGGGAAUAGUCUGUAAAAUACUGAAUGAUACGAUAGCCUUCCGCUUGGCACAGAGUUUCUGAGUUUGAGUUCCAGGGUAUCCAACAUGCCCUGUGCAAAGGGGCACUGGCAAAAGGUGUGCAAAGAUGUUUCCUCCACAUAGGGGCAUCGGGGGCAGUACCUUGUCUUGUACAGGUUGCGGGCAUGCAUGAAUGACCUGAGAGACAAACCCCCUGAAUGGCCAUCUACUACAAAUCCUUGUGCCUGUUGAUUAGCCGUGCUGAAGCCAUAUUAGUCCAAAUAGUCAUUGUGGUGGCAGCAAGGAUCCAUUGAACGAGCUCCAAAGUGUUCUUAGCUCUGAUGAGCUUGUGGAUUGUCUUUGGUUUCCCCAAGUUGGGCAUAAGUUCCUCCAGCUGGUGUUCCCUCACAAAUCUGACAACAUCCCCAUAAACCAAGGAGUGUGCCAGUUGUUAGGGAUGGAGCUGUUCCACUUUCCCCAUCCAAGCAUCCUCCAAAGGGAAGGAGAAACAGGGGAGACAUGGACCUGCCCACAGAGCCAUUUUUCUGUAGUCCUCCGUAUACUAUCACAUGCAAAGGCUUCCCAUGGCAAGGUGGGGAUGUCAGGUACUCCCUUCCCACCCUUACGGGGCUCCUAGUGCAAUGUUGCCAAUAAUCCCAGUAAAUAAGCAUGACCAUUGGUGAAUGCAUGGAGAUGUCAUUUUGGAAGCAGCGUGUGAGAACAGGACCUAAAGUGAAAGCUUUUAGUCUGAAUUAGCACUCAUUUAGAAGGAUGAUGGUUACAAAUGCAAAUACCAAUAAGAAAUGUUUUAUUGCACAAAGCAGACAAUGCUGGUACAACUGCUGAUUGAGAAAAUAGGAACUUGUACAUUUGUGUCAUAAAGUUGCACUAAGUUGCUUUAAACCCCAAACAGUUUUGCUCAAGCUGUGUUUGAGCUACUGGCAAAAGUGAAUAAUGUUUAAUAUUGAUUUAAUAUAAUGUUCUAUACAGUUUAGUCCAAGCUUAGCUCAGGCUUAUCAUGUGAGUGUGAGUGUCCAUCAGCAGCAGGAACCUGACAGUAAUACACAUUGUGCAGAGAAAUAAAUAGAGACGCACUCACCCUUGAUUUCAGCAAACGUGGAGGGACUUUAUUAAAAAGUCACAGUGCAGUUACAUAAUGGUGGAACACACGGAGAAACACAGCUCCAAUAGCUGCGAGAAGAGCGGCGAUGGCCCCGUUUCGCGGUCAAACACACAGCUUUGUCACGCCUAUCUCUGCUGUUGCACACGGCACCAUGUAAGUAGACAUGGUCUCCGCAGGGGGCAAACAGCUGACAGGUCCGGAGUCAUGGUAACAGGUAAACAAAACAAAGCUCAUAGCGCAACAGCUGGCAGGAUACCAGGGAGCAUGCGCAAACACACUGGAGCUGGACCGAUGUCCUGUAUGGAUACCUGCAAGGCUAACAGGAAGACAGGGAGCACCUGUACAUGAAUAAAAGGAUCAAUAUGUCACGUGAUUGUGACGCCAUUAUCACAUCCUGUAUAAAUUUCAGCCAAAACCUUGUUAGAUCAUGCCUGAUGAAAAAAGCUGAGUGUUUUCAAACACGUUGCAUCUAUUUCAAAUAAAGGAAUUUACCUCUCUAUUUCGGAUUCGUCCCACUUGAUGACAGCAUGACCUCAGCUUCCACUUUCUCUUCCCUCCUUCCUGCAUAUUAUCACGUCCGCUAGCCGGCGUGAGAAGCCGCUGCAGUCUCAUUGUACUUACACCUUUGUGAGCGUUGUGCCUUUCCAGCACAACCCAACCAGGUGAGUGAGUUUUCAUUAUUUGCACUCCCUCACCGCUCAGCCUGCA
Molecule: messenger RNA, 5951 nt
Organism: Hyla sarda
Lineage: Eukaryota; Metazoa; Chordata; Amphibia; Anura; Hylidae
Gene: P2RX1
Product: purinergic receptor P2X 1
Exons: 15
Coding region: 74-1327 (417 amino acids)
Biological process (GO): monoatomic cation transmembrane transport; response to ATP
Cellular component (GO): nuclear inner membrane; plasma membrane
Molecular function (GO): extracellularly ATP-gated monoatomic cation channel activity; purinergic nucleotide receptor activity; ATP binding
Source: RefSeq, a predicted model, not a curated record